AUGACCAUCACCACACCCACCACCUCACACAACAUGGGUACCGACGACGAUCUGCGAUCGAGGAAGAGAGAGAGAGAAGAAGAAGGCGACGACAUGCGCUCACCACAAGCCGCCAAAACGGGGAAGAGAUUUCUUGAGGAAUUCCUUACCUCAAGCCAUAUGCCCAUCAUCCCCGAGGGCGUGACCGAUUUCGCAAUGAGUACGGAGGGAUCUCAACUGUCCUUGGGCAAGGGAAGGGAGGCGUGGAAAAGCUUUUGCGAGAAGGUCGAGGCCUCCGACAUUGGCGAGAACGACCACAUCAAGAUGGUGUUCGUAAACGAAACAAAGCUCCACAAGAGUCGGCGAAAUGUCCCGAGCUUCAGCGAGGACUCCGAAGAAGUCAAGGCCGACCACAUGAGAACGCGUCGAGCCAUGAGAGAGAGUUUCGGUCAUCAAGACGAGUCCAUCGAAACGCCGGGUUCACAGCGACAAGCUCAACCGCAAAACAACUUCAAUCCCGGGACACAAUCUCAGCACGGCAUUGCCGACGGCCACUGCGCAAGGCAGCCUGAGACUUCAAGUGUUCCUGGCUACAUCAAACCCGACCCCCAAGCUCAACCUCAGCCCCAAUCACCAGCUCAGCUCGGCAGUCCUGACAGCUACUGGACAGAGCAGCCAAACAUGUCAAAUGUCCCUGGCAACACCAAACUCAACCAGAAGGCCCUGUUAUUCACGGCAGGCUUCAACACCUCGCCUCAAGCUCAGUACGGUCUCUCCAACAACUACCAUGCGCCCUCUCGCGGCGGCUCUGUCACUCGUUCAGGACGCCGGGUCAACCCUUCUCGAGGAAGAGGCGGCGGUCUAUUUCAUCAAGAAACCAACAGUAGUAGCAGCAGAGGAGGCAGAGGAGGCUACAAUAACAGGGGCGACAGCCAUUUCGGCCAAGGGAACUAG
Colletotrichum karsti is the source of this 933-nucleotide messenger RNA. RefSeq lists its product as uncharacterized. The transcript has a single exon. The record is from RefSeq and is a predicted model, not a curated record. Bases 1 to 933 code for a protein of 310 amino acids. NCBI's taxonomy places the organism in Eukaryota, Fungi, Ascomycota, Sordariomycetes, Glomerellales, Glomerellaceae.